GCGGCCCCCGCCCCGCGGCCCGUGAUGUCACAAUCGCGGCGGGCCCCGGCGUUCCCGGGUCGGCUUCGGCUUCGGGCGCCCGGCUGCGAGGCGGCGAUUGAAGCGGGCCGCUGGCUCCUGAGUCAUGGACUUCCCCUGGCCCCUCCUCUACCACUCCCACUCCCGCGCCGGGCCCCCCCGCGGGGGCUAGCGUCCGCGCGGCGGCUCCGAGGGGGUGGGGCUGCAGGGAAUGGCUGUGCCCCCUUCGGCUCCCCUGCCGUGCUCGCCCUUUUACCUGAGGAGGCAGGCGCCUUGCCCGCAGUGCUCAUGGGGCAUGGAGGAGAAGGCUGCGGCCGGCGCGGGCUGCCGGGAACCGCCGGGCCCCCCGAGGGCCGCCGCCGUCCCGUGCUUCGGCAUAUCCGUGGACCAGGACGACAUCCUCCCCGGCGCCCUGCGCCUCAUCCGGGAGCUGCGGCCACAUUGGAAGCCCCAGCAAGUUCGGACCAAGCGCUUCACUGAUGGCAUUACCAACAAGCUGGUGGCCUGCUACGUGGAGGAGGACAUGCAGGACUGUGUGCUGGUCCGGGUGUACGGGGAGCGGACAGAGCUGCUGGUGGACCGGGAGAAUGAGGUCAGGAACUUCCAGCUGCUGCGAGCACAUGGCUGCGCCCCCAAACUCUACUGCACCUUCCAGAAUGGGCUGUGCUACGAGUACAUGAGGGGCAUGGCCCUGGGGCCAGAGCACAUCCGUGAGCCCCGGCUCUUCAGGCUAAUUGCCUUAGAAAUGGCAAAGAUUCACACCAUCCACGCCAACGGCAGCCUGCCCAAGCCCAUCCUCUGGCACAAGAUGCACAAUUACUUCACCCUCGUGAAGAACGAGAUCAACCCCAGCCUUUCUGCAGAUGUCCCUAAGGUCGAGGUGUUGGAACGGGAGCUGGCCUGGCUGAAGGAGCACCUGCCUCAGUUGGACUCCCCUGUGGUGUUUUGCCACAAUGACCUGCUCUGCAAGAACAUCAUCUACGACAGCACCAAAGGUCAUGUACGGUUCAUUGACUAUGAAUAUGCCGGCUAUAACUACCAAGCUUUUGACAUUGGCAACCAUUUCAAUGAGUUUGCAGGUGUGAAUGAGGUCGAUUACUGCUGGUACCCAGCGCGGGAGACCCAGCUGCAGUGGCUGCGCUACUACCUACAGGCACAGAAGGGGAUGGCUGUGACCCCCAGGGAGGUGGAGAGGCUCUAUGUGCAAGUCAACAAGUUUGCCCUGGCGUCUCACUUCUUCUGGGCACUCUGGGCCCUCAUCCAGAGCCAGUUCUCCACCAUCGACUUUAAUUUCCUCAGGUAUGCAGUGAUCCGAUUCAACCAGUAUUUCAAGGUGAAGCCUCAAGUGUCGGCCUUGGAGAUGCCAAAGUGACCAGCGUUCCCAUCCCUCCCCUCCCAUCUGCCUGGCCAGACCUGUUCUCCAGGGCUCCAUUCUGCUCUGGGGUCUUCACCUUUGGACAAGGUGGGCGAGGGGACAGGUGGCUGUCCCAGGAGAAGGCUCUGCCCGUCGCCAGCCCCCAGUGAUGCUUCUGGUGACCAUUCUUGGUUGGAGGGGCUGAUAGGCCCCAGCUCUGGGGGUCCUCUUCACCUUGCCAGACUGGGUGGUGGGGAGUGCCUGCAGCCUGCCAGGGCUCAGACCGCAACCGCCCUGGAAAGGCUGGCAUUCCCAGCCCCGGGCCAUCCUGGCAUCUGGGCUGCCUUAGACGUGUCUUUGACCUUCCUGGCUUGGGGAAGGGGGAAGGUGGGAGGGCUCCUUUCUACCUCCAGGGCCCUGAGCCUCCAGCCUGUUUCCCCCUGCAUGCCCCAUGUGGGAGGUGCUGAGCCCAAACCAGCAUCCUGCCAACUCUGACAGAUGGAUGUACAUAUCUUGGGGGGGGCGUCUAGAAUUGGGUUUGAUGGCUCCCCCAGCAGCCGCCUCAUCUGAGAUUACUCCCUUUCUCCAAACCAUAUCCAAUCAAAUAACCCCGUCCCAAACCUCAGCCUGACGACGUGUGCUCUCCUCCAGUGCCCUUUCUGCUCCAGGCUUGUGUUCUGUACCUCUGCCUCCUGCUGGGAGGGAAGGCAAGGGAAUGGGCCACCAAAGCCUGGCUCUGCUUCAUGCUGUGGCUUGGCCAGAGGGGACAGAGCCAGGAGUGGGGUGGCUGGACCAUAGCCAGCAGGCUCCUGCCUUGUUCCCUCCCUUGCCCUCCUCACUUCCAAGGAACAGUCUCUCCAUGUCCACCUUCUGUCCUGAAGUUGCCCCACGGUCUCCACACUGGGGAAUGACUAGUGGGAGUCUGAGGGCAGGGGCCAGGGACCCCCGGGGCUUGCCAGCCUACAGGAGCCUGGGUGGGGUCGGUCGUGAAGGUGCUGAAGGAGCUGUUGCCCCGACUCUCAAUGGCCUCCACCUCCUUUCUGCCCUCACAACCUCUCAGGCCUUUCUGGCUCUGGCCUAUAAAAUUUUUCAUUUGUAAAUUAUCAUGGUUUUCUGCAUUAAAACGGCCAUUUAUGGA
Molecule: messenger RNA, 2510 nt
Organism: Orcinus orca (killer whale)
Lineage: Eukaryota; Metazoa; Chordata; Mammalia; Artiodactyla; Delphinidae
Gene: ETNK2
Product: ethanolamine kinase 2
Exons: 8
Coding region: 230-1390 (386 amino acids)
Biological process (GO): phosphatidylethanolamine biosynthetic process
Cellular component (GO): cytoplasm
Molecular function (GO): ethanolamine kinase activity
Source: RefSeq, a predicted model, not a curated record